Molecule: messenger RNA, 1206 nt
Organism: Penicillium roqueforti
Lineage: Eukaryota; Fungi; Ascomycota; Eurotiomycetes; Eurotiales; Aspergillaceae
Product: alpha/beta hydrolase
Exons: 1
Coding region: 1-1206 (401 amino acids)
Source: RefSeq, a predicted model, not a curated record
AUGACAGCUAUGGAGAUAGCUGGUUCUUUCUUUAAAUAUGCGUCGAUACCGGUCGGCGUCGCGGUUGGGUUGUACCUCGUCCUCCUAGGGUUACUCACCACAUCAACCUUUCAAUCACAUGUCGUUUAUCUCCACGCAAUUCAAAUGACAUGGUUCAAAGACCUCAAUGUCCCUGAAAGUUUUGGAUUCCUGAAGAACCAGGUCACUCCGUUCUCCAUCAGAACGGCGGAUGGUGAAUGGCUAUACGCUUGGCAUAUUCUUCCUGUGGAAUUAUAUCGCAAGCACCAAAUACCUCUUGUCGAAGAGCCAGUAGGCUUUGUGUCCGACAUCAAGUCUCGGCUAGGAUUUCAAUUAUUGCGGGAUGACCCUGAGGCUCGUUUGGUUCUUCAUAUGCACGGCGCUGGGGGAACCGUCGCCUCGGGUUACCGCGUCCCAAAUUAUCGUGCGCUGUCAGCGGGCAGUCCCGGGAAAAUCCAUGUUCUGACGUUUGAUUACCGAGGAUUUGGCAAGAGUACCGGGUCACCAUUUGAAACCGGGCUCAUCACCGAUGCCCUCGCCGUGGUGGAUUGGGCAAUGAAUGUUGCAGGCAUCCCUCCAUCUCGAAUUUUGAUCUUUGCUCAAUCGAUGGGUACGGCCGUGAGCAUCGCUGUGUCCAAACAUCUUGCUGUGCAGGAUCCACCAAUAGUAUUCUCAGGCACGGUGCUCGUUGCGCCAUUUGUGGAUGUCGCGACAUUGGUCUCGACCUAUCGAGUCGCGGGUACCGUGCCAAUCUUGUCGCCAGUUGCGAGGUUCCCCUUCCUCUUCAAAUAUCUUCAGCGAUUCGUUCGAGACAAAUGGCCGAGCAAGGAUUCUAUUGCGCAAUAUAUCCGGGCGAACGAGAUAAACGGAGAGAAAUACCGAAUAACGAUAAUCCACGCCGAGGAUGACUAUGACAUUCCGUGGCACCAUUCCCAACUUUUGUUUUGGCAUGCGGUGAAUGCUGCGAUGCCAGCGGAGAUCAGUUAUGACGACCUUGAGCAAAAGAAACUUGAUUCGAAAGCAGAUCUGGGAGCUGCCGGGUCUAUGAUGGAAUGGAAAACAGAGAACGGGGUUAUUCGCGAGGAAAUCUUGAAAACUGGAUUGCAUGAUAUGAUCAUGGGGUACCCAGUAAUCACAAUGGCCGUGAUGCGAUUUUUUGCGGCGGCAGAUCCGUCAUUUUCAUCUUGA